CUCGUGAGGGGGUGUUGCUUCCGGAGUAGCUGGAUGUAGAAGAAACUGUAAAUACAGUUAGUCUGCCAACAUCAGAGAUGAUCUGCUGCGCGGCAUCAUGGUCUGCUUGAAGCCGACAAUGGGAGUGAUUAUUCUAAUGUCAGUUCAUUUUUUAUUCUCUAUUAAGACGGGGUGUGGUAUGAAGCAGGCUGAAACCUGUAGGCCUAUUUGUACGGAGGGGGACUGCAUUACCGUUAACCAAGACAGAGUGGACUUUAAAACUGCUGAGGCAGCAUGCAGGGGCAGGAGCGCAGAGCUACUGACACUUCACCCCGAGGCAGAUGAGAGCAUCCUCCACACUUUGAGUCAAGAGCUGGCUGGACACUUCUGGAUCGGGCUGCGUUUACCAGCCGGCGCUUGCAGCAACCUUUCGUCUCCGCUCAGGGGCUACGAGUGGAUCUCCGGCGGCACACACAGGAGCUUCGUGGCAUUCCCCGGCACCUGGAGAGACAGCGUCCAAGUCUGCUCUCCGCAUUGUGUGUCGCUCUCGGACGAUCAAAAGUGGACAGAGAGACGUUGCUCGGACAGGGCCGAUGGUUAUCUGUGCAGAACAAAGCACAAAGACGCGUGUCGGGCACAAGAGUUGUCCGAUCCAACCGUUUUCCAAAGCCCUAAAGGCUGUUCGACAGGGCCCUGUGAGCACGAGUGCACAAAUGUCAAAGGGGGUUAUAAAUGCUCCUGUUUCAGGGGAUACAUCCCAGACAGCAAAGACCCCAGGCAGUGCAAAUUGCACUGUGGCAAACAGAAAUGCCCCUGCAACAGACAAACCGGGAGCGCCUGCUACUGUCCCGAGGGCUUCAUCAGGGACGAGGAUUUCUGCCUGGACAUCAAUGAAUGUGAGCGGGGGGAUUGUGAUCAGGAGUGUAAAAACUUGUUUGGAACAUUCCAGUGCUCCUGCCGACAAGGAUUUGUACUUAAGGACAAUUCCAAAUGCAUCAAAGCGGAGGCGGGUGAGAGUUUUCCCAUCACGACCGUGGGUCCUGUCAAACCUGAUGAUAAUACUCCUAAGACUUCUUCUGCACCUACUGGGGGUUUGCUGUGGAUCUGGAUUUUGACUGCCGUGGCCGUGGUCGUGUUCAUAUGUGUGGUAAGGUUUUACGUUGUGAAGCGGCAGAAGCGCAGAGAACAAAACUCCAGUCAACCGUCUCCUGCUCCUGUGGAUAAUAUUGACUGUUAACACUGGUUCCACUGGCCGUUUGACAGUGAUAGUCUGGGAGACUUGCAUCUUGUGAACUGUCUUUUGCAUCUCAGAUGUCUGUAAAACACUUCCAAAGUCAAUUGAUGAUUGCAUUUGGAUUACAGGAAAUGUCUUAUCCAUCGUAGAUAUUCCAGCUGGAGCUGAGGAUUCAUCUGGAUAUACUGCCUGGGCAGUUUCAAAUCUCAGUUCCUUCAAAUUUCCCCGAGUAACUUGUUUUGCGAUGUAUAAUCAGCAUUUGUACUUGUGCAUACACAUUGAACUUGUGCGUGAAACUAUUGAAGCAUCAAAGCACACCAGCGAAGGGCGAUUGGACGUGUGCUCAUUCAUGUGACAUGUUAUGCAAUUAAAAUCUGACAUCAUCCAUUCAUUCACA
This is a messenger RNA of Scophthalmus maximus (turbot), 1610 nucleotides long. RefSeq names its product complement component C1q receptor. The coding region runs from base 98 to 1216 and encodes 372 amino acids. Gene Ontology annotation, cellular component: extracellular matrix; membrane; external side of plasma membrane. The record is from RefSeq and is a predicted model, not a curated record. The transcript has a single exon. Gene Ontology annotation, molecular function: extracellular matrix binding; extracellular matrix protein binding; transmembrane signaling receptor activity. Gene Ontology annotation, biological process: cell migration. Lineage: Eukaryota; Metazoa; Chordata; Actinopteri; Pleuronectiformes; Scophthalmidae.